AUGGCUGCAGUCGCCAAACCAACGUCUGCUGCUGAGCCCAAGGUUCAGCAAGCAGAGAAGUCUGAGAAAGGCACAAGGCCUGAGAAGCCAAAUGAAGAUGCCUACAAGGCUGAUUUGGCUCUGGCCGAAAAGGAGCUUGCGUCGAUUCAACAAAAAUUGGACGCAGUGAAGUCGAAGCUCGAUCUCGCGACCCCAAACAACCAAGAUUCACCCGUUGCGAAGAAGCAACAGGAACUCCGCUCCCAGCUUGCGUCCAUCCGUCAACAGCAACAGGGUUUCAAAGCGUCACGCGUCACUUUGCAGGAAAAGAUCACCGCCCUCGAUUCGUCUAUCAAAGCUCGCAUUGCCGAGCAAAAGACCGCCCGAGGCCGUGUUGGCUUCAAAAACGUGGAAGAAAUUGACCGAGAGAUUCAGCGUCUCGACAAGCAAGUUGAUUCUGGCAUGAUGAAACUCGUUGACGAAAAGAAAGCUCUUGCAGAAAUCUCAAACCUGCGAAAACAGCGAAAAGGCUUCUCUGGUUUUGAAGACAGUCAGAAGCAUAUCGACGACCUCAAGACCCAGCUGGCCACCUUGAAAAAGGGGCUUGACAACCCGGAACAAAAAGCACUCAGCGAAAAAUAUACUUCCCUCCAAAAAGAGCUGGACGACAUCAAGGCCGACCAAGACGGUGUUUUCAAAAACAUCAAGUCUCUCAGAGAGGAAAAGAGCCAGCUUCAAGGCCAGGCACAAAAGGCUCGUGCUUCGAUCAGAAGUAUCAAGGAUACCUUCCACACCAGUCGCAAGGCUUAUAGAGAAUAUGAGCGCGAGUUGGAGAACGCGCGCCGGGAACGUCAAAGAGCUGAGCGGGAGAAGUAUGAGCGCGAGCGAAAGAAGAAGAUUGCCGACAAGAAGCUAGAGGAAGCCUCUCGACCAGCCUACACGGACGAAAUACUCACCGCUCAAGGACUCAUUCGUCACUUUGAUCCUAACUACGAUUUGUCGUCUCUCGGCCUUGAUGAUGUUAAGAAGACAUUAUCUGGGAACUUCCGUGCUGAAGUUGGUCGAACCGUCGACGAUUCCAACAUUAAGGGGGUCCGAGUCCUCAAAAAGGAAGACCGUGACGAUGACUACUUUGUUGGCCGUGGAGGAAAGAAGAACAAGAAGGGCAAGAAGGGAGCAUCCAACGAUGUUAAAUCGCAGUUUAACUUAAGCUUCGGUGUCAUCGAAGAGCUGUCUCGAGUCAAAGUGGACCCUCCUAUGACCCAAUCUGAUGUCCCUGGCGUGAUUGAGAAGCUUGUCGAGAAACUUCAGGAUUGGAAGAAGAACCAAGCCGCCAAAACCGAAGAGAACAUCAAAAAGGCAAAGGAAGAGCUGGCUAAGUUGGAGGAUGAUACCCCUGUCAAUGGUUCAACUGAUCAUGCAAAGAAGGCAGCAAUCCAGAACGCUGGAGUCAACGGCCAUGUUUCUGCUGAGGCUGAACUCCGACAAGAAACAGAUGCUAUUGCCGAUGUCGCUGAAGAGCUCAAGGAUGCCAAACUUGAAGAUGGAAACUAG
Messenger RNA from Uncinocarpus reesii 1704, 1533 nucleotides. RefSeq lists its product as uncharacterized. Gene Ontology annotation, biological process: intracellular mRNA localization. Gene Ontology annotation, molecular function: mRNA binding. Lineage: Eukaryota; Fungi; Ascomycota; Eurotiomycetes; Onygenales; Onygenaceae. The record is from RefSeq and is a predicted model, not a curated record. The transcript has 3 exons. Gene Ontology annotation, cellular component: ribonucleoprotein complex; endoplasmic reticulum; nuclear outer membrane-endoplasmic reticulum membrane network. Bases 1 to 1533 code for a protein of 510 amino acids.